Molecule: messenger RNA, 3444 nt
Organism: Spea bombifrons (plains spadefoot toad)
Lineage: Eukaryota; Metazoa; Chordata; Amphibia; Anura; Pelobatidae
Gene: GABBR1
Product: gamma-aminobutyric acid type B receptor subunit 1
Exons: 22
Coding region: 253-2937 (894 amino acids)
Biological process (GO): gamma-aminobutyric acid signaling pathway; G protein-coupled receptor signaling pathway
Cellular component (GO): membrane; G protein-coupled receptor heterodimeric complex
Molecular function (GO): G protein-coupled GABA receptor activity
Source: RefSeq, a predicted model, not a curated record
UGCUGCAUCGCGCUGUUUAUCGCGGUUUCGCUCGCCCCGGUUUAUGCAUCAACGGGAAAUACCACAACAGGCUGCCGCAUCAUACACCCGCCCCGGGACGGGGGGAUACGUUACCGAGGCCUGACGCUGUCUCAGGUGAAAGCCGUGGAGUCUCUUCCCGUGGAUUAUGAGAUUGAGUUCGUUUGCCGUGGAGAGCGCGAGAUUUCUGGUCCCAAAGUGCGGAAAUGUCAGAGCGAUGGGACGUGGACCGACAUGGACAAACCCAGCCGCUGCCUCCACAUCUGCCCUCGAAUGCACUUGAAACUGGAGAACGGCCAAGCGGAGGUGAGAGGAAUGGGUCGGGUUCCUAUGGAGGGGACGAGCGUCUCUUUCUACUGUGAUCCUGGCUUCCUGCUUGUGGGCUCCAGCCACAGCACCUGCACCAAGGUGGGCAAGUGGGACCACCCCAAACCUACAUGUCAAGUCAGGCGCAUGGAUUCUUCACGUAAGAGAGCGCUGAACGUGGGUGCUCUCUUCCCCAUGAGUGGGGGAUGGCCCGGGGGGCAGGCCUGUCAACCUGCUGCACAGAUGGCACUAGAGGAUGUCAAUAACAGGAGGGACAUUUUGCCGGAGUAUGAACUCAGACUUAUACACCAUGACAGCCAGUGUGACCCUGGCCAGGCAACCCGCCACCUGUAUGAGUUGCUCUACAAUGACCCCAUCAAGAUUAUGCUGAUGCCCGGUUGUAGCAGUGUAUCCACCCUUGUGGCAGAAGCUGCGCGGAUGUGGCAUCUCAUAGUGCUCUCUUACGGCUCCAGUUCUCCUGCGCUCUCCAAUCGUCAAAGAUUCCCGACUUUCUUCCGCACUCACCCAUCGGCCACUUUGCACAAUCCCACAAGAGUCCAGCUCUUCAAGAAGUGGGGAUGGACUAAAAUCGCGACGAUACAGCAGACCACCGAAGUCUUCACCUCCACCCUCGAUGACUUGGAGGAACGGGUGAGGGAAGCCGACAUCGAGAUCACUUUCAGGCAAAGCUUUUUUUCUGACCCAACGGUGCCGGUCAAAAAUCUCAAGAGACAAGAUGCAAGAAUAAUAGUUGGAUUAUUUUAUGAAACAGAAGCCCGUAAAGUCUUUUGUGAGGUGUACAAGGAACGUCUCUUCGGUAAGAAAUACGUCUGGUUCUUAAUCGGUUGGUAUGCGGACAACUGGUUCAAGAUUCCAGACCCGGCCAUCAACUGCACGGUUGAAGAGAUGACCCAAGCAGUUGAAGGCCACGUGACCACAGAGAUUGUGAUGCUCAACCCCGAGAACACACGUGGUAUUUCCAACAUGACCUCUCAGGAGUUCAUGGAGAAGCUUAAAAAACGUCUUGGUACAAACCCCGAAGAGACAGGGGGUUUACAGGAGGCACCUCUUGCCUAUGACGCAAUCUGGGCCCUGGCGCUUGCUCUCAAUAAGACGGCCUACGAGCUGUCUAAGAAGGGACUGCGAUUAGAAGACUUCAACUAUAACAACAAUAUCAUCAGUCAGGAGAUCUACAGGGCCAUGAAUUCCUCGUCCUUCGACGGCGUUUCUGGUCAUGUGGUUUUUGAUGCCAGUGGCUCUCGUAUGGCCUGGACCCUCAUUGAGCAGCUACAAGGUGGCAUUUACAAGAAGAUCGGGUACUAUGACAGCACAAAAGAUAACCUAUCCUGGUACAACAACGACAAAUGGAUCGGGGGGUCUCCUCCAGCUGACCAUACCAAAGUUAUUAUCACUUUCCGGUAUGUGUCUCAGAAACUUUUUAUCUCCGUCUCGGUUCUCGCCGGUCUCGGGAUACUCCUGGGGUUUGUGUGUCUCUCAUUCAACAUCUACAAUAGCCACGUGAGAUACAUCCAGAACUCUCAGCCCCACUUGAAUAACGUGACAGCCGCGGGAUGUAUCCUCGCUCUGGCGGCGGUUUUUCCGCUCGGCCUUGACGGUUAUCACAUCGACACGUGGCGCUUCCCUCUCGUGUGUCAGGCUCGUCUCUGGCUCCUGGGAGUCGGCUUCAGUUUGGCUUACGGCAGCAUGUUUACCAAGAUUUGGUGGAUACAUACAGCGUUUACCAAGAAGGAUGAUAAGAAAGAGCGAAGAAAGCAAUCUCAGACUCUGGAGCCCUGGAAGCUGUAUACCACAGUCUCACUUCUCUUGGGGUUGGAUGUGAUCACUUUUGGGAUCUGGCAGAUUGUAGAUCCCUUGCAGCGAACUAUUGAGGAGUUUACCAAGGAGGAACCCCGAGGAGAUCUGGAUGUACUUAUUCUCCCGCAGCUGGAGCACUGCAGCUCUCUCAAGAUGAACACGUGGCUUGGUAUAGUCUAUGGCUCCAAGGGUCUCCUGCUCUUACUUGGUAUAUUUCUCGCUUACGAAACAAAGAGCGUCUCGACUGAAAAAAUCAACGACCACCGCGCGGUAGGGAUGGCCAUCUACAACGUGGCCGUCCUCUGUCUCAUCACCGCGCCAGUCACAAUGAUCCUGAGCAGUCAGCAGGACGCGUCUUUCGCUUUCUCCUCUCUGGCCAUUGUCUUCUCUGUCUACAUCACCCUCGUCGUGCUUUUUGUUCCCAAGAUGCGACGUCUCAUUACUCGGGGAGAGUGGCAGUCUGAGCAGCAGGACACUUUGAAGACCGGCUCUUCCACCAAUAACAACGAGGAGGAGAAGUCUCGGCUGCUGGAGAGAGAGAAUCAGGAGCUUGGGAGGAUCAUUGCCGAGAAAGAAGAGCGGGUCAUGGAACUGCGCCAACAGUUAAGGUCUCGCAGGACACAGUCGGUCACGGCGCGAGACAACUGCUCUGACAAUCAUUACCCCAACUCUUCGGGGGCAGUCUCUUCUCUCUACCAGCCUGGCCUCCCACUCGCUCGAUGCCUCAUAGCAGAAGGAGGGGACAAGUUGGGCAGGAACAGCUGUGACGGAAGCCGAGUGCACCUCCUCUACAAGUAGGGAGACAUCUCGCUGGAAAUGGGCUGGGGCGCUCUCUUAUUCUACAUAGCUGUAAAUACACUGUGUGACCUCUGUUUCAUCUCAAUCAGUAUGUCUCAUUCCUUCGCUCUCAGAUCCUGUGUGUCUUCCCUCCUUUCAUCCCUCCUCACUCCAGCCCACCACGCCGUCCGCCUUCCCUACCCCCCCUUGUGUCUUAUUACAUCUUUCUGUCUCAUUAUUAUUCGGUUACUUUCUCUCGCACCCAGUUCUCAUUGAAUUUGGCACCUUAUAUUACACAGCAAUCCCUCGCUAUAACCUUCACGUUCUGGGACUGCUCGCUCGCUCCUUCCGCCGCCGUCUUUCCAUGAAUCUGUAUAUUCUCCCCUUAAGUUGCUUUCCCUCAGGGAUCGUUACCGUCUCUGUUAUAUAGAGUCACCCGAAGUCAUCUGCAUCAACACAUCGCUCACAACAUGUUUUCUAAGCUGUGAUUGACUGUUGCAAUAAAUAAAAGAGACACAUUUUACUGUU